UAAACCACCAGCAGUGUGAGUGAGUGAGUGAGUGUGUAUGUGUGUGUGCGUGCGUGCGUGUGUGAGUGUUGUAGGAUCAGUUAUUGCUGCAGGAAAAAAAAAACCAAACACUUCGUUAUUCAAGUCAAAAUGCAUCCAGUCAGAGUGUCGAUCCCGUCGUUUCGCUCAGAAAACAACUCGAUCGAGAGAGGAUACACGGUCUUUAAAAUUGAUGUGCUGAUGAAUGGCAGACAACAUGCUCUUGAGAAACGCUACAGCGAAUUCCACGCUUUGCAUAAAAUGCUAAAGAAGAGCAUAAAGCCACCUGAGAUCCCUUCGAAACAUGUAAGAAACUGGGUUCCCAAAGUCCUGGAGCAGAGGAGGCAAGGUCUGGAGCUCUAUCUGCAGACUAUAAUUAUGGAAAAUGAAGUUCUUCCAAAGAUAUUCCUGGAUUUCCUGAAUAUCCGCCAUUUUCCUUCAGUGCCAAAAACAGAAAGCUGUGGCUCAUUUGACACAGAAUCAGAGGAAUCAAGUAAACUUUCACAUCAGCCAGUCUUGCUCUUUCUGAGAGACCCCUACUUGCUGCCAUCUGCACACGACCCAUUUUCAAAUGUUGUGAUUGAAGGUGUGGUACAUGGAGUUUUCUACCCAGAUCUUCAGCCAAGGUAGAGCGACAGAGCUGAAGCUGAAGCUGAGGGACUGUCACUACAGAUGGAUGCUUCAUAUUUCACACAAUGUUAGAUGUGCUUCAGGAAGGACAUGUUAAAAUACACUGAACCUCAUUUUCAUUUCCCAAAAGCACAGAACAAAAGUCCAUUACAGAAAAAAAAGGAAGCCUACUCACUCAGCAAUAUCACUUAUACCAGUUUUCCAUUGUCACCCAGUGCACAUUACCAUCAGUUGUUAUUAAUGCACCAUAUUGACCCAUAUUAAUUUGCUUAAUUAUCCUAACAAAAACGCUUGAGUGAACAAUAUUUUGAGGCAUUAGAAAAAUCAUUAAGAUGCCAUAAUCAAGAUUAUUUUCAGAAAUUAUAGAGUUGAAUACUUUAUAAAUGAUCUCAUCAUAUACUUUCCUUGUUUCUUAGGAAAGUAAUCAGUAAAACAAACAUUCAGGAUCAACUGAAAAUAGAAACAUGAUGUUGAUCAAAGAGGGGAGAAGUGGUUUUUGAAAGAGUUCAAUUUUUAGUUGAGGACACUCCAGUUCUGAGGAGCCAGAAAACAAAUGUGGAUGUCUGCUGGAUAGGAGGUUAGUUUGCCAGAGACAGAGGAAUGUUUUUGGCUUGCUGGGACAAAAAGCUGGAGCAGCAAACAGGGAGGUGCCACCACUCCCUUUGUGUCACCAGCACUGUGGGUUUUGAACCAUCUGCAGGGAGCCAGCUGAGGGAUGUGGCAGGACAACGUGGAUACAUUUUGAGAGAGUGAAGAUUUGCAUACCGGUGGAGGUGACAGCUAUGUGCUGAAUGUUUGGGUGGAAAUGAGAUGUUGAGUUUCUAUAAAUAGGUUGUGGCAGUGAUGUGGACCGCAUUUAUCAAACACUGUGGUGUUGACAACAGUGCUAGUGAGCUCUGUGUGGAGCGUCUAUAUGAGCAGCUUAGUUUUGUUCAGUGAUUAACUGGAAAUUUUGGGCAAAAAGCCAAUUUGAAAUGUAACUACAACAGACAAAAAUAUGUGGCACAACUUGUGAGUGCAGAAAGACAUGUUUAGCUUGAGGUGGGUGUCAUCACAGUCACAAAACUGAUGUUGACCAAGCAAUUAAAAGAGACUUACUGUAGAGUGUGCUCCAUUUCUUAUUUAUGGGUUAGGGUAACCCAUAAAUAACUUGCUUUAUUGACCUCCCUCUAAACUUCCUCUUCAUGUAUGACAUGAAUAAGAGAUGCAAUGAUGAGUCUUUAAAAAAAGCCUGUUGGAACUAUUUAAAAGGUUUGACCUGCACAUGACACACAACCUCUCUCCUACCUAAGAAAAUCAGGACCACAUUUGUAUCUGAGCAGAUAAAAUGUUAACUCGAGAGGGAAAACACUGUAUUAAUCAUGAAAUGAAAGCAGAAAUUCCUUGUAUUACUGUUAAAACAAGCUUGUACCCUUCUACAAUUCAGUAUUGUCUUUGAUCUCACACCAUUUACUCCACACACAGGCUUGGUAGGUGAAGGUCCAAGUAGAUUUUUGCAAUUAGAUUUCAUUUUGUGCAUGAAAAUAAUCCUUUGAUUUUGUGUGGGAGCAGGAAAAACUCUUCAGAUAACACUCCUUUAGGGCCAGUACCUAACACUAAUUCUAGUGAUAUUACAUUUCAUGAUGAAUUUAGACUCAAUAUAUUUAUGUAGAAGGCCAGUUUUUCAGUUGUGGUGAUUAAGGGAAUAGUCACCCAUCAUGUAAAGGGGUGCAAAGUGUGUUUAGUUUUACAGAGCACUUGUAAAAUAAGGUGAUGUAGAAGACUUACAAAUACUGUGCAAUAUGAAAAAACUAAACAAAACUGUCUUUAUGUUCCUUGUAAAUGGAUGUCUGUGAAACUACAAAGCUCCCAUUGUUGUGAAGACUCUGUGAAACACGAUGUUGCAUGUCACUUUUUGGACAGUACUUGAUGACACAACUGUGAUCUGACCUACAUUUGGACUCACCAUUAAUGUGACUGGACCUCCACUACAGCACAGUAUCAACUGCGUAAUUUGUACAGUGUAAAGAUGAUUACUGAGCAACUAACCUCCACUAAACAGAUCACAAUUUUAUGUUUAAACAAGGUAAAUUAUUUCCUAGAGAUCCACCUUGUAGAUUUAUAUGUAUUUAUACAGUGUAACAUUGUACUGUUUGUGCUCUGAUUAUUUGAAGUGUCAUUUAUGUGCCAUAAUGUCAAGACUGGAAUGUGACUGCAGCACUUCAGGAUGGGGCAAUGUGUAUAAAUACUGACACAAAUAAAACUUAAUAUUUC
This is a messenger RNA of Scomber japonicus (chub mackerel), 2901 nucleotides long. It is a transcript of the gene snx24, whose product is annotated as sorting nexin 24. The transcript has 7 exons. Gene Ontology annotation, molecular function: phosphatidylinositol phosphate binding. Bases 130 to 648 code for a protein of 172 amino acids. The record is from RefSeq and is a predicted model, not a curated record. Lineage: Eukaryota; Metazoa; Chordata; Actinopteri; Scombriformes; Scombridae.